GCAGCCCCCACGGCAGCCCCCGCUGCAGCCCCCGCGUGGGGCCCAAGCCGCGUCCUCAGGACGGUGCCGGGGGGUGGGGGGGGAGGUGAGGGCCGCCGGGGGGGGGGGGGGGUGGGCAGCACAGAGCAGCCUCGCACCGCUGGGGUAAAAUUCGUCACCCGCCUGUUCAAAGCCGGCUGCCCUCGGCCCCCCCCGGCCUUUGAAGUGCUGCCGAUGCCGGCCACGAAGGUGCCACUUCACACCUCCGGCCCCGCAUAAAGCCGGGGCGGCCGCGGGACGCCGGCACAGAGCCCCCACAGCCAUGGCCCGCUCGGCAGCCCCCGGCCUCCCGCUCCCCGCCACGGCCCUGCUGCAGGACUGGGGCCGCCGCGCACCCCCGGACCCCGAGGGCUACAGCAGCAGCUCGCCCGCAGCCUCGCCCGACUCCUGCGGCCUCUCGUCCCCCGCCGCCGCCCGGGGGCCCUGCCGCGGCCCCGCCGCCCCCCGCCUGCGGGGCGGCCCCGGGGGCAGGAAGGGGGCCCGGGGCUCGGGGGGCCCGCGGCAGAGCGCCAGCGAGCGGGAGAAGCUGCGGAUGCGGCGGCUGGCGCAGGCUCUGCUGCGGCUGCGGCACUACCUGCCGCCUGCGCUGGCACCCGCGGGGCAGAGCCUGACCAAGAUCGAGACCCUGCGCCUCGCCAUCCGCUACAUCGCCCACCUCUCGGCCCUGCUGGGGCUCAGCGAGGAGGCGCUGGCCCGGCGGCGGGGGGCGGCCCCCCGGCACUGCCCCCUCUGCCCCCAGGGCCUGGGGUGCUGCCAGCCCCCGGAGCCCCGCCUGCGCCCGCCGCCCCCGCGGGAUGCUUCGCCCCCUGGCACUGUGGGCUGGGGGUCACCUCCCGUGGCGGGGACCCCCCCGGAGCUGCACGGGGUUGCUGGAACGGGGACAGGGGGCUGGGGGUCACCCCGCUAUGGCCCCGCUGCGGGGACCCCCCCAGAGGUGCUUGGGGCUCCCGACGUGGGGACGGGGGCCUGGGAGUCGCCUCCCUACAUCCCUGCAGCGGGGACCCCCCCGGAGCUGCACGGGGCUGUCGUCUCCAACGCGUCCUCCUGGCUGUCCCCCCCUCACUGCGCAGGGGCAGGGGCCCCCCCGGACCUCCCCGGCGACCCCCUCCUGGACGCGGGGCUGAUGCUGCCGGAGUUCGUGGAUGCAGGGACGGUCACCCAGGAACUCUCCGCGGACCUGCUCUCUCUCUUGGAGGCUCUGCUCCCGCCGCAGCCCCAGGACUGACCCGGACCAGCCCCCGCUGCCCGGCGGCCCCACCACGCACCGUCCGGACGCCGCAGCUCGGGGGACGCGUGUGUCCCCUCGGACGGCUGGGAGGAGGGAGGAGGGACGAGCCGCCCCUUGUGUGAGCCUGGAGCUGAGCUGGACGUGCUGGGGCGGCUGCGACUGUACAUAAAUAAACCCUUGCG
Molecule: messenger RNA, 1449 nt
Organism: Grus americana (Whooping crane)
Lineage: Eukaryota; Metazoa; Chordata; Aves; Gruiformes; Gruidae
Product: mesoderm posterior protein 1-like
Exons: 2
Coding region: 302-1264 (320 amino acids)
Biological process (GO): mesoderm formation; somite rostral/caudal axis specification; regulation of transcription by RNA polymerase II
Cellular component (GO): nucleus
Molecular function (GO): protein dimerization activity; RNA polymerase II cis-regulatory region sequence-specific DNA binding; DNA-binding transcription factor activity, RNA polymerase II-specific
Source: RefSeq, a predicted model, not a curated record